AUGAGUGACGAGUACGAGCGUGUGUGUUUGGUGAAGCCAGAGGUGUUCAUCUACAGAAUCCCACCACUGGCCAGUAAUCGAGGACACAAGGCAGCUGACUGGAAUUUGGAUGAACCGAAUUGGGUGGGUCGUAUGCGGUUGGUUGCGAUCGGGAAGCUGUUGGAGAUACGUCUGGAGGACAAGGCAAGUGGAGCGUUGUUUGCGAAGGCACCGAUCGAGUCGUAUCCCGGCAUCUGCAUCGAGCCGGUCAUUGAUUCGUCGCGAUAUUUCGUCGUUAGACUCAAAAACGAUAAUGGACAAACUGCUUUUAUUGGAAUUGGGUUUGGCGAUCGAGGUGAUUCAUUCGACUUGAACGUGGCACUGCAAGAUCACUUCAGAUAUGUGGAGAAAUCGAAUGAAUUGGAGAAAGAGGAUGAGACUGAAUUGAGCAAACCAAAAUUGGAUUUGAGUUUCAAAGAGGGACAAACGAUUCAUCUGAAUCUCGGUAAGAAGAGCUCGACGUCAGCGCCUCGAGCUAGACCCUCGGCAAGUGCGUCUUCAAGUGCGACUGCAGGUGGUUUCCCACUGCUACCACCCCCUCCAUCGAGUUCUUCGUCGAUUUCGCAGAGGGCACGUGUCAGUCCCACUCAACCACCUAGUGCCAAUUGCCAGUCGUCUUCGAAGUUAUUAUUCGGCAUUUAUCUCAGCAGCGAGAUGGCUGGUUCUGCGUCAGUGACUGCGAUUGCGAGGCUGAAGAAGGAUUAUUCAAAACUUCUUAAGGAUCCUGUUCCAUACGUGUUAGCUGCGCCACUGCAUUCGAAUAUUUUAGAGUGGCAUUACGUUAUUGAAGGAGUACCGUCGACACCCUAUGAAGGUGGCUUCUACCAUGGAAAGUUGGUAUUUCCACCAGAUUUCCCGUUCAGACCACCAGCAAUCUAUAUGAUCACACCGUCGGGUCGCUUCCAACCAAACACUCGGCUGUGUUUGUCCAUAUCCGAUUUUCAUCCGGACACCUGGAAUCCCGCAUGGACGGUUUCGACAAUAAUCACAGGUCUCUUAUCGUUUAUGAACGACACAUCGCCGACAUUGGGCAGUAUCGUAUCGAGUGAAGCCGAAAAGCGAUCGUUGGCCAAGAAAUCGAGGGAAUACAAUUUAAAUGAUCGAGUGUUCUGCGAGCUGUUCGAAGAUCUUGCCAACCAGAUUCGAAAGACUUUAGAAGAAGAGAAGAAUCGAGUUUUAUGCGACGACUUGGCCGCGCAGGAUUCGAACUCGUCGAGGAGGUUUGGUGAAGAGAGUGACUAUUCAUCGUUCACCUAUAAUCUAGUGGUGGUGGCCGGUGUUGUGAUGAUAGCGUUUGCCGUUAGAUACGUUGUAAUGACUGCAUCACAGCAAGAUAACUAG
Anisakis simplex (herring worm) is the source of this 1380-nucleotide messenger RNA. The record is from the annotation of a GenBank genome assembly. Lineage: Eukaryota; Metazoa; Nematoda; Chromadorea; Rhabditida; Anisakidae.